Anoplopoma fimbria (sablefish) is the source of this 2941-nucleotide messenger RNA. It is a transcript of the gene gnaz, whose product is annotated as guanine nucleotide binding protein (G protein), alpha z polypeptide. Gene Ontology annotation, biological process: adenylate cyclase-modulating G protein-coupled receptor signaling pathway. The transcript is spliced from 2 exons. The record is from RefSeq and is a predicted model, not a curated record. Gene Ontology annotation, cellular component: heterotrimeric G-protein complex. Lineage: Eukaryota; Metazoa; Chordata; Actinopteri; Perciformes; Anoplopomatidae. The coding region runs from base 229 to 1296 and encodes 355 amino acids. Gene Ontology annotation, molecular function: GTPase activity; GTP binding; G-protein beta/gamma-subunit complex binding.
AGAAUGAAAUACUCCUGAGCCACUCCUCAGUGUGGUGGCUCUCCUGUCUAGUGUUAAAUUGGUCUGUUGUGAAGUUCUGUCUGCCUCUUCACCGGCAAGUUCCUACCUUUAGUGAAAACCCUCUCCAACUCUUCCACCAGCUCCUUUUAGGUCACCACUUCGUUAUAAUUUGAUUUCCCAUCAAGCAGCAGCACGAGUUCCUUUGCACUCACCACGUGGUGGAGGACCAUGGGAUGCCGUCAGAGCUCGGAGGAGAAGGAAGCGGCGCGGCGCUCGCGGCGGAUCGACCGCCACCUGCGCUCAGAAAGUCAGCGGCAGCGGCGUGAGAUCAAGCUACUGUUGCUGGGCACCAGCAAUUCGGGCAAGAGCACCAUUGUCAAGCAGAUGAAGAUCAUCCACAGCGGAGGCUUCAACCUGGAUGCCUGCAAGGAGUACAAGCCCCUCAUCCUGUACAAUGCCAUCGACUCACUCACCCGCAUCAUCCGCGCCCUCACCACCCUCAAGAUCGACUUUCACAAUCCUGAUCGCGCCUACGAUGCUGUGCAGCUCUUUGCCCUCACAGGGCCAGCGGAGAGCAAAGGGGAGAUCACUCUAGAGUUGCAGGGGGUCAUGAAACGUCUGUGGGCUGACUCAGGGGUCCAGGAGUGCUUUCAACGAUCCAAUGAGUACCACUUAGAGGACAACACUGCCUACUACCUGAAUGACCUGGACCGCAUCUCUGCGCUUGAGUUCAUCCCAACUGUAGAGGACAUCCUACGGUCCCGCGACAUGACCACCGGCAUCGUGGAGAACAAGUUCACCUUCAAGGAGCUCACCUUCAAGAUGGUCGAUGUCGGAGGACAGCGGUCGGAGAGAAAGAAGUGGAUCCACUGCUUCGAGGGCGUGACUGCAAUCAUUUUCUGUGUCGAGCUAAGUGGCUAUGACCUCAAACUCUACGAGGACAACCAGACGAGCCGCAUGGCCGAGAGCUUGCGUCUGUUCGACUCCAUUUGCAACAACAACUGGUUCACCAACACGUCGCUCAUCCUCUUCCUCAACAAGAAGGACCUGUUGGCUGAGAAGAUCAAACGCAUUCCUCUGACAGUGUGCUUCCCUGACUACAAAGGUCAGAACACCUACGAGGAGGCAGCCGUCUAUGUGCAACGGCAGUUUGAGGACCUCAACCGCAACAAGGAGACCAAGGAGAUCUAUUCGCACUUCACCUGUGCCACUGACACCAGCAACAUCCAGUUUGUGUUCGACGCUGUCACGGACGUGAUCAUCCAGAACAAUCUAAAGUACAUUGGGCUGUGCUAGGACCCGAUUCUGGCAUGGGGGGUCGGGGGGCCGGUUGGCAGCAGUCGGCCCACACCAGGCUGUAUAAACAAAAGGCAUGUCAGUCUGCCUGACAAGUUUAUGUCUUUGAAGAGGUGCAACUAGAGACCUGCAAAAGAAAUGAGCUAGUAAGGUGGUCAGGGAUGGACGAUACUGUAGAUUUAUGUGUUUCAGUUGAAACAAAAGAGCUGAUGGGCCAUGGUCAAGAUGGAAUUUUUACCCAAUGUGUUUGCACUGAAUAUGAGUAUGCAGAGACACCCAAACACACACGCACUCACAAAUCCUUAUGUUUGCUCACACAAAAAGAUCUUUGGAUCAGCAGUUAAGCACUUGUUCGACAUGGUAAUAUUGGAAAUUUUAGACAGCCGCCCCUACCUGCCUGCCAAACCCCAGGUAGUAGGUCUGUACUGGUGGUUUUCAGUUACUUUUGUCUCCUUCAUUUUAUUUGCCACAGUCAAUUAAUGCUGCUUUACAAGAAGGAUUUUUGACAGAAUCAAUGUUCUCUAUUGGAAAGUCCCCUUAACAAUAACCAGUGAGUGCACCUGAUGAGACGUGGGGAGAGCCUGUAUAUCUGAGAAAAAAAUAAAUGUCAGUAGACAUGAUGUCACAGGGUUUCUGCCUAAAAGAGGAAACUGCCACAGUGUAAAGCUGAAGUGAAAUACAUUUUCUACACACUGUUUCUGUUUUUCCCUCCUGGUCAACUCUCUAAUGUUGUUCUUUUCCCUCUUUCUUUUAUCGUUUUUUUGUGCUUAAAAAAAAAAAAAAGAAUAUGUCUCUCAAACCUUCCUUUUAUAGCAGGUCACUGAGUUAUAAUACCAAGAGAGUGUUAUGCUCGGUAGUCAAAAGUAUUCUUUAUGAUCAUUCCAGUUUCCAUCAAAGAGACGAUAAAAACAGUGCCAAGAUCAAUUUGUAAAUAAAACCAGAUCCCAUCCAUUAUGUUCAUUUUUGUUUUGUUUUUAUGGACAAACAUGCAUGAUUUUGUUACUUUGGGAUACUAAUAUAUUUUCUUUGGAAUUAUGUUCCUCUUUUCCUUUAAAUAAUAUAUUCCCAAAAAUAUAUAUAUAUAUAUAUAUAUAAAAGUCAAACACUGUGUACGAUUGUACAGUUGUCAGAGAGGAAUCUAAUGAAAAGAGUUAUAUCAAUAUAAUAAUGGUGAAUAUGAUGUAAUGAUGAUGAUAAAAAAGAUGAUUGAUGAUGAUGAUGAUAGCGGUGAUUAUGAUUACAAUAAUGUCAAGGAAAAUCUCACUACAAAGUUAACAUGAGAGGAAAAAGUUGGAUCAAAGGAAAAACAUGAAAACGAAGAAGUAAAUCUUAAAAAGUUCAAUCUUCCUUGCAUUAUAUAAGUGGAAAUUGUUAAACAGCCAGUCAGUAUGAUGUGUAAAUAUACUGUAAGGUACACGCUUUGUUCAAACAAAUGAAAACUGGUAGAGGUUGAGUUGGGAUACUGUAAACGAGAAAAAGAGAGAGCGAGAGAAAGAGAAGGAGGAAAACCCCACUCCACUCCUCCUCUUACCCUUUCUUUUCAGUUCAGAGGGUGAUGUGCAAACAACUCAGCUAAGGGCUUCAGGCUUGACUUGACGGGAUGUCCACUUCAACAAAAGACAAAACAAUUAAAAAAGAAGUAUAA